Molecule: messenger RNA, 7767 nt
Organism: Amblyraja radiata (thorny skate)
Lineage: Eukaryota; Metazoa; Chordata; Chondrichthyes; Rajiformes; Rajidae
Gene: sipa1l1
Product: signal-induced proliferation-associated 1 like 1
Exons: 25
Coding region: 1007-6355 (1782 amino acids)
Biological process (GO): regulation of small GTPase mediated signal transduction
Cellular component (GO): cytoplasm
Molecular function (GO): protein binding; GTPase activator activity
Source: RefSeq, a predicted model, not a curated record
UUAUUCUCAUUCCGUUUGAGUUUUCAAAUAAUACAUUCGAUUUCAAUAUCCCUGUUUGUAGAAAACCGAAUUAGCCGCCUUCCCCUCCCGCCGCUUCCUUGGACAAUUGCUCAGAAAGUUGAAUGAGUUAAAAGUAUUUCUCUGCCUCAGUGAGCGUGCUGUUCCCCGACAACAGCACAGCCAACCUCCCUCCCCUGCGCUUCAGUAUCGCGACGUUUUGCCGCAGUGACCUCAGACGUUUGGAGGUGGAUUGGCCUGAACUUUUUCAGCAACUUCCAGCAACCGGUUGCACUCGGGGCAGGGGGUUGGUUUUGAAGCAGGCAGACACAUCACUGCAAGGCGAACUGCUGCAUUGACAACUUGUGUGCUCUGACCUGGAUCUUAAAUCUCACUUCGAGAGACUGGAAACUAAGAGCUUCGGUACCUUUCCCCGACACUUCUGUUCAGAAACGGGCUGUUCCAGCGGAAUAAUUCCAGCUGCCUUAAAAAUGGAAAUGGAGGAUAUGCGUGGCAAGCCUUUGAACAUCUGAAUAUAAAAGAGCUCCAUUUGUCCUGCAAGAUGAAGGCUUAAGUCUUGGUGAUGAACCGGUCAAUAAACAAAGUCCUCUGGCGUUUCCCAGUAACACCUGUGAUGCUCAUUUCUUUAACUAUUUGCUAGGCUUGUGAUUGAAAUGCUUCUUGGGUUCUUCAUGAAGUGUUACCAAACCUGAGCUGGCAACAGGAAGGCUAAGCCGGAAAGAAGAAAAAAAAAAGUACAAUUUUCUUCAAGCCACGGUAGUUAAAUAAUCUGUGAAAUCCGUAUUAUGAAAAUGCCACAUGGAUCAUCAGAGAGAAGCUUUACAGAUCACGAUCAGCUCGAACAUGUAUAUUUUUGAAAAUUAUUCUACAAAUAAUUAUUAUUAACUUUCAACUGGACUUGCUUGGAAGUUGCUCUCGUGGAGAUUUGUACGAUGAAAGAAAUGGUCGUGUAUUUAGUGAAAGCUGUUGUGAGAAACCAGUGUGGAGUAUGACCAGUUUAAAACGUUCCCAGACUGAAAGGGUGGGCAUCAGCGCCACUUCAAUUUAUGGGCCUGAACUAACGAUAGGCUCGCGCUCAGAUGACUUCUAUUCAAGGCGAUUCCGAGCGCCCAAUGGUACUUUUGGUUCUCCGGGUUCAACGGGGCCACCACGAAGUGAAAGUGCUCACCAUGUCGGUGCAACACCAAGUGUGCCUAAAAUGGGUGUUCGAGCAAGAAUUGCGGAUUGGCCUCCCAGGAAGGAUAUGGGGAAGGACUCUUGCAGAACAAGUGAUCAGGAAUCUGCAGGCAGUCCUGAGGGCACGGUGAUGUCUAUCCACUCCAGUAGCCCAAGCAGCAGGUUGUGCCAAAGUAAUCAAAAUUCACUGGAGUCUUUGUCCUCGAAGAGGAUGCACAGUGAUUAUAGACCAUGCAAGGCACAAGAAAUGGAGAACUUGGAUUCUAGGUUUCUUACACCUGAUGGUUACCUCCAGUCCCCUGCAAAGAACCUUCGCAGAAUAAGGCAGCGGAGCAAUAGUGAUAUCACGAUCAGUGAGCUGGAUGUGGACGGAGGAGAAGAGUAUGGAGCUUUGAGCCACAAAAUGGGAGCUGCUAUUCAUCGUGAGUAUGGUAGCACUUCCUCCAUUGACAAGCAUGGUAUGUCAGGAGAUAGUUUUUUUGAUUUAUUAAAGGGUUACAGAAAUGAUCAGACAGAUCAACGCAGCCCAGCACCAGAGCAACUCAGCGAGCUAUUAAAGGCAGAAGCUAAUAAAGCUUAUGGCUCCAGCAUGGACAGUGCCAAACACGACUCGGUUGAUGGUUUCUUUGCACACAGAGGGAGUCCCAGGCCACAGCACAAAGAAAGAGAGAAACCGCUUAAGAGGAGGUCAAAAUCCGAAACGGGAGACUCUUCCAUUUUCCGCAAGUUGCGCAAUGCCAAAGGUGAGAGUGAGUUGGGCAAGUCGGCAGACUUCGAGGACAGCAAAUCAGAGGACAGUAUGAGGAGCUGGACUGGCCAAAAAUGCUUUGCCCAUUACGAUGUGCAGAGCGUGCUCUUUGACUUGAAUGAAGCCGCGAUGACCAGACAUAGUGUUAUUAAGAGAAGGAACACCACAACAGGUGCCUCAGCGGCUGCUGCUGCCUCAUUGUCUGCUGGUCCGCUUGCACAUUCGAUCAGCUUCAGCUCUCCUGCAGGAAGCACAGAAGACCUGAACUCAAAAGAGAAUCUCAAUGUAGACUAUGGAGAUGAGAAAAGCAAUGAACUUGUGCUAAGUUGUUCGUACUUCCGGAAUGAGAUUGGCGGAGAAGGAGAGCGCAAGGUUAGCCUCUCCCGGUCGAAGUCUGGGUCACUGAGUGGAACUGAAAGCAACUCCUUUGAACUUUCCUUGAGCUCGCACUGUACAAAUGCAGGAGUUGCAGUGUUAGAGGUAGCAAAGGAAAACUUGGCUGUGCAUUCUGACAAAGUGAAGCGAUAUAUAGUAGAGCAUGUGGACCUCGGAGCUUACUACUACCGGAAGUACCUCCACCAGAAAGAACACUCAAACUAUUUUGGGGUGGAUGAAAAUUUGGGUCCUGUGGCAGUGAGCAUUAGACGGGAAAAAUUGGAGGACAGUAAGGAGCAUGGACCUCAGUACAACUACCGAAUUAUCCUGAGAACAAGUGAGCUGACUACAUUGCGAGGUUCUGUUUUGGAAGAUGCAGUUCCUUCAACAGCCAAGCAUGGCACCGCCAGAGGUAUACCUAUGAAAGAAGUACUUGAAUUUGCUGUCCCAGAACUUAGUGUCAAUUGCCUGAGACUGGGACUGAAUACUCCUAAAGUUACAGAUCAACUCAUGAAAUUAGAUGAACAAGGACUUAGUUUCCAACACAAAGUGGGUGUCAUGUACUGUAAAGCUGGUCAGAGCACAGAAGAGGAGAUGUACAACAAUGAAGUGGCUGGUCCAGCAUUUGAAGAGUUUCUCCAAGUGCUGGGGGAUAAAGUUCGUCUCAAGGGCUUUGAUAAGUACCGAGCACAGCUGGAUACAAAAACUGACUCAACUGGUACCCAUUCCCUCUACACGACCUACAAAGAUUAUGAGAUCAUGUUUCAUGUCUCCACUCUGCUUCCUUAUACACCAAACAACAAGCAGCAGCUGCUAAGGAAACGGCACAUUGGGAAUGAUAUUGUGACCAUCGUACUGCAAGAGCCUGGGGCCAUGCCCUUCACCCCGAAGAACAUUCGCUCCCAUUUUCAGCAUGUCUUUGUCAUUGUAAGAGUGCAUAACCCUUGCACUGAGAAUGUCUGCUACAGUGUUGCUGUGGCAAGAUCGAAAGAUGUGCCUGCAUUUGGACCACCCAUUCCCAGUGGAGUCAUCUUCCCCAAGUCGACAGUCUUCCGGGACUUCUUGCUAGCAAAAGUGAUCAAUGCAGAAAAUGCAGCUCACAAGUCCGAAAAGUUCCGUGCCAUGGCGACAAGGACAAGGCAGGAGUAUUUAAAAGACCUGGCAGAGCACAGUUGCACUAACACACCCAUUGAUCCUUCUGGAAAAUUUCCUUUUAUUUCUUUGGCUACAAAAAAGAAAGAGAAAUCAAAGCCUUACCCCAAUGCGGAAAUGUACAGUUUAGGAGCCAUUGUAUGGAAUGUCCACGCGGAGGACUACAGCUGUGCUGCUGAGAUUGACUGUUUGCUGGGUAUCUCAAAUGAGUUUGUGGUACUUAUUGAAGAGAGCUCCAAGCAGGUGGUGUUUAAUUGUUCCUGCAGGGAUAUUAUAGGCUGGACUUCAAAUCUCACAACCAUUAAAAUCUUCUAUGAACGUGGAGAGUGCAUUUUUGUCAGGACUUUUAAUAAUAACGUCGAAGAAAUUAAGGAGAUAGUCAGAAGACUGGAGGUGACCACAAAGGGAUGCGACACAGUUGAGAUGACAUUAAGGAGAAAUGCGCUCGGCCAGCUUGGUUUUCAUGUCAACUAUGAAGGGAUUGUGGCCGACGUUGAACCCUAUGGGUACGCCUGGCAAGCAGGGCUGCGGCAGGGGAGCCGACUAGUGGAGAUCUGCAAAGUUGCUGUGGCUACUCUAACCCAUGAACAAAUGAUUGAUCUGUUGCGAACAUCUGUAACUGUUAAAGUUAUCAUCAUUCCACCCCAUGAAGAUAGCACUCCUCGCAGGGGCUGUUCUGAGAUGUACCGCAUGCCCGUAAUGGAAUACAAAGUAAACAAUGAAGGGAUUCCAUACGAGUUUAAAUUGCCAUUCAGAAAUAGCAAUAAGUGGCAGCGGGGCAUUCCGCCAUCCCAUAGUACAGCUCAACUGCAAUCACAGACACAAAGCCAAGCUGCAAACAGGAUGAUAUCUGCAUCGGGCAGCAGGGCCCAGCCACAAGAGCGCAACUCAGCCAUGCCACGCAGUGCUUCUAGUGAUGGACGUUCAUUGGACACUAAAAGGUUGAUAUCUUCAAUGGACAGUCCUUACGUCUCCGCAGCACCGGUGUCUAUGGGACGAAACCAGCAUAGCCGCAAUUCUCCCAGCAAUCUGUCUUCUUCCAGUGAUGCAGGAUCCGGUGGUGGCAGUCAUCGAAGGCAGAAGUCCAUCCCUGAUGGAUUUGGUCUGAACCGGCGAUCUCCUGGGUCCGUUGACCGUCUGAGUUUUAAUGAGGGCGGCAGUAGCGGUAAAUCCACACCCAUUUGGCAGAAAAGUGAGGAUGGUGGCAUGGAGAAAACCACAACAGAGCCAACCUGGCACAUUCCAUCGGUGUCGAAGGUAACAUCUGCACUCAGAGAUAGCCCCAGUGGGAGGUUGGUGAGACAGGAAGUUGUGGACCAUGUUUCUCCCGUCAAACAUGGACAGUGUGAUAAUCCAUAUUCAAGUCAUUCAAGCAGCAACACACUUUCCAGCAAUGCUUCAAGUGCUCACAGUGAUGAAAAAUGGUAUGACACAGGGGACCGGACGGAGUCUGAACUAAAUGGUUAUAACUACAUCCAGGGCACGUCUGCAGACAGCGGCAUUGAUACAGCCUCUUACGGACCAUGUCAUGGCAGCAUGUUAUCCGCAGGGACCUCAGCUGCUGCAACAAAUUCUUUGAGGUCUGCACCACCAAAAGAGAAAGCUUCCCCCUGGCCCGGUUCAAAUGACAGCGGCAUGCAUUGCAGCCGAUUAGGAGAUCGGAGCUCCCUCAAUUACGAGAGGAGAGGAGCACUCUCACCAGCACCAAGCACAGAAAGUCAAAGUAGAUGUUAUGGAGGCUUGGUCCACAGUACUUCAAGUGCAUCAGCUCAAGAAAGUAGAACAUACAGUCUGAGUGAUACUUCCUCUCAGUCAAGUACUCUGAGUUCAAGGCAUUCCAUAAGCCCAGUGGUCUUUGCACACAGUAGGAGUUCACCCCACGAUGAGACCCGACCAACUCCUUCACCCCAGGGAUCACACCAUUCAUCCUCCACAUCUGGGCCCAGAACAUUUUAUCCUCGCCAAGGAGCAACCAGCAAAUAUCUAAUAGGCUGGAAAAAGCCAGAAGGGACAACCAUUAACUCUGUUGGAUUUGUGGAUACAAGAAAGCGCCAUCAUAAUGAAGUUUGUGAAAUUACACAGACAAGACUCAGGGCUUCAGUUCGGGACUUGAGGUCUCCUCAGAGGUCAUCAAAGUCGACAAUUGAAGAUGACUUAAAGAAGUUAAUUAAUCUGGAAAGUCCUCCUCCAGACACUGGAACAGAUGGAAAGCCUUCGCUUCCGGGCAUGCCCACCGCCAGGAAGCCACUGCAUCGGACUCUGUCGGAUGAGAGCAUUUACAGCGGCCAGAGAGAACCUUCAUACUGCACCUCCCACCAAUCGCUCUUGGACCAAGCCUUGCCCAACGAUGUCAUCUUCUCCAGCACCUACCCGUCACUGCACUACACACUGCCAGGCCUUGAAUUAUCUGCAUCUGAUGGGUCGCUGUCUGAUAUUCACGACAGGAGACGACAGCCACUAUCAGAUCCAGGGCUCAUGCCCCUUCCAGAUACUGCCAUGGGCUUGGAAUGGUCAAACCUCGUGGAUGCUGCAAAGGCAUUUGAAGUGCAAAGAGCUUCAUUAUUUGGUGUUGAUGACUCAGACCACAGGCCUGACAGUUUAUCCCUUGACAGCAGCAGUCAGACAGACAUACUUUCGUCACCACAGGCAGUAUCCAGAAGAGAUGAAUCUCCUACCACUCUGUCUGUCAAGGUGACUGAAUUGGAGAUGCUGCUGAAGGAACUUCAGGAUGACUUGAGAAGGGCAAAGGAAGACAGGGCCGCGCUGCAAGCAGAGGUGCAGCACCUGCGGGAAGAUAACUUACGGCUGCAGGAGGAGUCCCAGACCGCGUCUGCGCAGCUGAAGAAAUUCACUGAGUGGGUCUUCAACACGAUCGACAUGAAAUGACUUCCACAGGAGAACCCACAGAACAAGCCCUUGUUGAUGCGAUUCCUGUUUACGAGGAGUUCUACUUUCGAGAACCCCGAGCACUUUCAUCACAAGCUGAUUGAAUGAUUGUUCUCUGCACACCAGAUACAUCUUUGCUUGCCUUACAUCAGCAUCCAGAUUUGUUUAAAUGUGAAAGUCAGUUUUUGCACAUACCUUUUGUUUGUAAAGUUCAUUUUACUAUUUUGAGCCACUUUUGUGGCUUUUAUUUGUUACCAUGACGGACAUUAAGUGCUUUCCCAUGAUUUCAUUUGAUAUUAAAUAAUGUGUUUUUUGAGGGAACGCUUAGUCAGCUAUAUGCCAGAAACUUUUAAGAGUCUUAAAAGCAAAAAAAAAAUUUGAUUUUGAAUUCCAGCAAUGUUGAUUUGUACUUUAAUAAUGUGACCUUUCUUUAAUCAUUCACUGUGGCAGGUUUUCGUUCAGUAUUUUAAAAAUUAGAUUCUGAUUUAUUUCCAGGUUUAAAUUAUGCACGGUGUGAAUGUCUUUAUCUGAAUUUGAUUUUACAAACAAAGAAAGGUACAGUUUUGUGUCUGCUGUACGGUAAGGCUUUCUUUUCACACUUCUAAAAGCGCAUGUGAAACGCUGUUUGCAUCUUCCUGUUGUAUAGGUUUAGAUUAUAGCACAAAUUGUGACCAAAACGAUGAACAAUGAGAUUCUUCUGGCAUUUUAAUUAGAGUCUUAAUAACAAGAUAGGUUUACUUUUUAAGAAAUUCAUUUCAUUUCUUUAACCUAUUUUUAAUUCACAUCCUUUGGAGAAAAUCAUUGUUUAAGGAUGGUUCAAUCAAAAGAAAGCAGAGGGUUUUGAAUUGCUAUGGUAAUGUGACCUGUUAGCCCUGGGGAAAGUUAUUGGUUGCGAUUUCAUUGGGGUGGAUUUGGUUUUCCUGCUGAUAAUGGCAAUUGUGUUCAGUGCAGAGUUCAUAAACAUUUGCAGUGCCACUCCCUCUCCGUCAAAAUAGAUAUUUUGAUUUUGCCAAGAUAAUGGAAAAUAACUGAAAACUUUUGUAAAUAAAUUAAAACUGAACUUUUCAGAAUAUUUUGUAAGGUUCUGGUAGGUUUUGAAGUUCUGGAUUUUUUUUUAGUUUAAUAUGCCCUUGUAUGAAGGAGAUGUAUUAUACCUUGUAGUGUAUUGUUAAUACAAAUGGGAAUUAUGGCAGGCAUUAAUGAGGUUUUAAGAGGUAAUUGUUUGUUAAAUUUCUCCAUUCUCCCCACUCCUACCCCACCCAUCCCCACCCCAAAAAACAACCCUGGUAAGGAGUUGGAAUUAAAGCCCGCCUAUUUAUUGUACUAAAGCAAAUUUCUGAUUUAUUGUGACCUGUAUUUAAUCAGAAAUGGUACAUUCUAAACAUCUCACAAUAAAACUCGUCUCAAUGUUU